GAAAAAAAAAACAAAGAAGCGAUUCUCGUCCUGAAAAAAGCAAAAAAGCCUAGAAAAAGAUGAGAUCUUCUUCAGGAGCGUUCUGCAUUUCUGCAUAUGUGCAGAAGAACGAUGUCGACAAUCAGACUGAUCUCGAAAUCUACUAUAUGAUUGCUGAUAGUUUUCUCAGACGGGCGGACAUCUACAGAGAGGAGAAGAAGAUAAUGCUUCUUUAUAUUAUGCUUAUGAAGUUUUCAAGUUUAAUGUCUGAAACUAUACCAUGCCAUCGAGACUACCUAGUGUCUUUAAAAAGAGAGCGGCUUUCUUUUAAGAAGAAAUUAUUGAAUGCACUGACUGAACUAGAGAUGCUGGAACCUACUGUUAAAAGUCUGAUUGAGGAACCAAACAGAAAAUGCAGGAAAAAAGUAGCCAAGUCAGAUCAGGUCCAAUAUCCAAGCAACUUAGACUUAACUCCAGUCGAAGUCGAGAUGCCAAGGGUUGUCCUAUGUCCAGAGGAGAUGCCAUCAAGACACGGGCCCAACAACUUAGAUUUGACUCUAGUCGAAGUCGAGAUGCCAAGCUCCGUUGUUCCAGGAUUUUUUUGGGAAUCGUGCCAAAUAGGGAAGGACGUUGAGGUAGCAGAACACGAAGAGUUCACGGCCAAGGACUACAAGGACCCUCCUCCAGCGCCGUUGAUCGACGUCGACGAACUGACCCAGUGGUCCUUCUACAGGGCCCUGAUCGCCGAGUUCAUCGCGACACUUCUCUUCCUGCACGUCACGGUCGCGACGGUGAUCGGUUACAAAAGUGAAGUGGACCCCACCAAGAACUCCGCCCCUGAUGCGGCUUGCAGUGGAGUCGUCAUCCUCGGCAUCGCGUGGGCCUUUGGUGGAACGAUCUUCAUCCUUCUCUACUGCAUGGCUGGGACUUCGGGUGGGCACAUAAACCCGGCAGUGACGUUCGGCCUGUUCCUAGCGAGGAAGGUUUCCUUGAUCCGGGCUGUGCUGUACAUGGUGGCCCAGUGCUUGGGUGCCAUCUGCGGCGUCGGCUUGGUGAAGGGCUUCCAUAAGUCCUACUACGACAGGUACGGUGGUGGGGCCAACGAGCUAGCCCCCGGCUACAACAAGGGCACGGGCUUGGGCGCGGAGAUCAUCGGGAGCUUCGUGCUUGUCCACACCGUCUUCUCCGCCACCGAUCCCAAGAGGAACGCCAGGGAUUCUCACGUUCCGGUUUUGGCACCUCUCCCCAUCGGAUUUGCCGUUUUCAUGGUCCAUCUUGCGACGAUCCCGAUCACGGGCACCGGCAUCAACCCAGCUAGAAGUUUUGGGGCUGCUGUCAUCUACAACAAAGAUAAGGCUUGGGAUGAUCAGUGGAUCUUCUGGGUGGGCCCAUUCAUCGGCGCCGCCAUUGCCGCAGCAUAUCACCAGUACAUCCUCAGGGCGGCAGCCAUCAAAGCUCUUGGCUCCUUCAGAAGCAAUCCGCACGUUUGAUUCUCCCCUCAAAAGAAUUAAUGGCGUGAACGUCCAUGGAAGGUUUGUCAGUCAGUCCGUCAGCGCAGCUGGUCUGUUAAAGUGUCUGGGUCUUUGCAGAGAGAGCUGAGGGACCAUGAAUUGUAGAUAAAUCCGUUUGGUAGGGUUUUGUAUUCCUGUUUGUCUAGCUACUUUGUGCUC
Molecule: messenger RNA, 1649 nt
Organism: Magnolia sinica
Lineage: Eukaryota; Viridiplantae; Streptophyta; Magnoliopsida; Magnoliales; Magnoliaceae
Product: probable aquaporin PIP2-2
Exons: 7
Coding region: 60-1469 (469 amino acids)
Biological process (GO): transmembrane transport
Cellular component (GO): plasma membrane
Molecular function (GO): water channel activity
Source: RefSeq, a predicted model, not a curated record